Messenger RNA from Notothenia coriiceps (black rockcod), 2328 nucleotides. Its product is annotated as short stature homeobox protein 2-like. Lineage: Eukaryota; Metazoa; Chordata; Actinopteri; Perciformes; Nototheniidae. Bases 14 to 484 code for a protein of 156 amino acids. The record is from RefSeq and is a predicted model, not a curated record. The transcript is spliced from 2 exons.
CCUCUCUGAUGUUAUGUGUAUCCAUUGGCUCGUCCCUUUGCAGGCCGCGACAGGGCAGGCAGUCGGCCUACAGUCUGUGAUGUCAUCACCACGCGCCAUCCUGACUCUCCAUCAACCCCCAUCUCUGACUGUGUACUUGACCAGCAGACCCCGUAGCCCCCCGCUGCCUCCUCCUCUGCCUCCAGGCCGUCCGCCACCCCCGACUCCCCCUCAGGAGAGAGCUGACGAGGCGGAGCCAAUGGCGGUGGGAGGAAGUGCAGCAACAGGAGGAGGAGGAGGAGGAGGGGGGGGGGCGCCGGCCGUGGCGACGACAGCAGGAGGAAGUGGCGGCGGAAGUGGAGGCAGCGGCGGUGGAAGUGGGGGAGGAGUGGAGGACUGGGAGGAGCGGGACACUCCUCUCCGCCAGCUGGAAGCCGGGGAGGGGGAGGAGCGCGACGGAGCGAGGGCGCCCCGAGCCGUCGACAACCAGUACUCCUUCUUCUGAUGAAGGGAAGAGCAAGAGCGGGAGCAGGAGGAGGAGGAGUGUGUAUGUGCGUUUGUGUUUGUGUGUGAGCGAGCGUGAGAUUGGAUGAGGCGGCGUAAAUCAUAGCCAUUCAUAACCAGUAUUUUUAUUUUAUUAGCAAGGUUGGAGGCGAAACGGAGGAGAAGGACAAGGAGGUAAAAGUACUAACACUAAACGAGAGAGAGAGGAGACAAAGCAGACGGGAGAGACAGGCGGAAGCAGCUUUACGACACUAACUAGCGGUACACUUGUUUUAAUUUUUUUGUAGUCUAAUAAGCUUUGAUUUUUGCCGGUACGAAUCGCAGCGGGCUCUCUCUCGCUGUGGAGCCAGCAGACCUGAUACCUCACGUCGGUCCUGCCAAGUCAAACCAGAGGCCAAACACACACUCACACACAUCUGCACUGUGGCAGGUAGACCCAAAACUCUACUUACUGGUACACAGCAGGCUCCUUUUAAAAAUUAUACAGAUUGAAAGCUUCUGAAUGUAGCGUCUUUGGUAUUUUUCAACCCGGACUCUGUGGUCACAUGUUUUUGCGACUGAUGGAGACAACAGUCAUGACAUUAGUUGACUUUUGAGCGUUAUGGGUAGAGCUGCAAGGGUUAAUCUAUCAGUUGUCAAAUAUGAAAUGAAUCGUCAACUGUUGUGAUAAUCGAUUUGUCAGUUUGAGAAGGAGAAAAAAGUCCAAAUGUUAUGAUUCCAUCUUCCUAAAUUGAAAUGCCUUUUUGUUUCUUUGCUCCAAUAAAGACUGUAACUGAAUAUCCUUGAGUUGUGGAUAAAACAAGACAUUUAUCAUCUUUCACUAUUUUCACCUAAUCGACAACUUAAUCGACAAAGAUGAUUAGUGUUAGUUGCAGCCCUACUGCAUUUUCCUAUCAGGCGAUUCUGCACCAUCAAUGUCUACCACUUAAAGUUUGAGUUGACGCUGACUCAGGCUCAGGUUGUUAUUUUAAACAUCUGACAACAAUAUAGAAGCAGUCUGUAGAUAAAUAUAAUGUCUUUCUUUACAUUUCCCCCUUGAUGCACUCUGUUGUGUCUAACAAAGUCUCACUCAAGGAGGAGUCACUUUCUGAAAUCUCAUGUUGCAUCCACAUUGUUGAAAUCAGCUAAGUAUUCCUUUGAGUACACUCUAUUUCUACAAGUCACAGGACACAAUAACGUGAUAACUGUAAAGGUAAAGAAAGACACUUUCCUCUGUAGGAUACUUUCCAUAAUGUUUUCAGAAACGUAUAACAAUCUGAGCCAACUUUUUCAAAACUAAACAUUAUAAUCUACAGUUUAAUCCACAAUGAAAAUAAUUUAAUCAAUUGUUUCGACUGUCAGAAAAAAGUGGAAAAUGUCGAUCAAAUGUCUCGUUUUGUCCACAGCUCAAACAUUUAUAAUUUACUGUCAUAGAGAAACUAGAAUAUAUUUAUAUUUAAAAACUGUAAUUAGAGAAUUUAAACGUUUUUUUCUUGCAAAAAAUUAUUCAGACCGAUUAAUCGAUUAUGGAAAUAGUUAGAAAUACUUUGAAUAGUUAACAAAUAAUGCAUUCAUUUUUGCUGCCCAAAUACUGAAGCGCUGAAUACUGGACUAAUUUCAAAAAUGGUUGACACAAUUGUAUUCUGUAAAAUUGGAAAAAUAUAGAAGUUAAAGGUGGUGAUAUUCCAUGGAAUGCUCUUAACAUCCCGAUAGCAAUGAAUAUCUUUAGUGCUUUGACAAAAAAUCCGUAAAAAAAGUUCAUCUCUGGAAUGCUGUAAAAAGCACGACCUAUCAUUUCAGCCGGCCCGGCUAAAAUAACUGGAUGGCCUACCUGUCUGUGAGCCUUCCAUCUGUGCACAAACUUGU